Mixia osmundae IAM 14324 is the source of this 2583-nucleotide messenger RNA. RefSeq lists its product as uncharacterized. Gene Ontology annotation, cellular component: cytosol. Gene Ontology annotation, biological process: regulation of DNA-templated transcription; glycerophospholipid catabolic process. The record is from RefSeq and is a predicted model, not a curated record. Bases 1 to 2583 code for a protein of 860 amino acids. The transcript is spliced from 4 exons. Lineage: Eukaryota; Fungi; Basidiomycota; Mixiomycetes; Mixiales; Mixiaceae. Gene Ontology annotation, molecular function: zinc ion binding; A2-type glycerophospholipase activity; DNA-binding transcription factor activity, RNA polymerase II-specific.
AUGCUCACUUCUGCCUCAUUCCUGGGCUUUCGCUGUCUAUCGCUCUUGCUGCUCGCGCAUUCACUCGAUGCGGCGGCGAUCGCUCCCCUGCCUGGUGCUGUGUCGUCUGGCUAUGCGCCGACGAUGGGUGCAUGUCCCAGCACGCCGCUUGUACGAGACACCGGAUCUCCCUUGAAGGGGUCACAAGCGGUGAGUGCCGAGGAAGCAGCCUAUGUCGCAUCGCGACAAGCAACUUUGCCGACUCUAUGGAAUACCUACAUAUCGAGCACUGGCACUGGCUACACGAAGGCGCAAUUUACAAAGGGGUACCCCAAUUUUGGCAUAGCCGUUUCCGGCGGCGGCGAACGUGCAGCUUUAUACGGCGCGGGCGCUCUGUCCGCCUUUGAUGCACGCAAUUCGAGCGCUGUCAGGACGAAGACAGCGGGUCUUCUUCAGCUUGCUUCUCGCAUCACUGGUCUCUCGGGAGGCUCAUGGAUUGUUGGCUCAUUGGCUUCUCGUGGCCUGCCGACCUUGUCAUCCCUCGUCUUCGGCGGCGACAGCUCACCGAACGGCUGGAUCCUGCAAAAAGGAUUAUUCGAGACUGGGGACCCUGCUGGAGAUGCUGCCUAUUAUGCCAACAUAUUGCACGAUGUCGAGGCAAAGCGCCUUGCUGGCUUUCCGGUCUCUCUGACGGAUGUCUUCGGACGGACGAUUGCUUACCAUUUCGAUCCUGGCACCACGAUUGCCAACUUCUACUCUGCCGCGGCGCCUAAUCAUGCAGCAGCGCUCGACUUUGGACCGACCAUCAAAUCGACUAUGGCAUACACGAAAUUUCAGAUGCCUUACCCGCUCAUUGUUGUUGACAGCUUGCAAUAUGACACUGAGAAAGUCGAUCUUUCGGAUCCGGUAUAUGAGAUCGGACCUGCCGAAUUCGCGAAUUACGACCCUAUCCUAUCGAGAGCGACGAACCUGACGUAUCUGGGAACAGAGAUUAAUAACGGCAAACCCGUUGGUCAAUGUGCCAUGCACUUUUCAAACCUCGGCUUCGUGCAAGGCUCAUCGGCUAGUCUGUUCGUCGAUCUGGUCAAUAACAUCACCAGUAUUGCAGCUCAGCUGGGUCUUGCCGCGCUUGCAGAUGAACUGCAAGCGACAAAAGCUCUGACGGCAAGAUACCCAAAUCCUUUCGAAGGUCAGAUGCCCUCGACGUACGAGGAGUCCAACCAGCCUGUCAUCAGCAUCGUGGAUGGCGGUCUCAAUCUCGAGAAUGUCCCGUUCGCGCCACACCUCGUCAAGGCCCGCAACACAGAUGUCAUUCUUGCUCUUGAUGCUUCGGCCGACACGUCUGACAACCAUCCUGACGGUGCCAGCUUGAUUGCAACUAGCCAACGCGCAAGCAUGUCGCAGGGCUAUUUUAGCUUCCCACCUGUGCCAAGCUCGACAGGCGCUUUCCAAGCUGGCAAUUACAGCUCUAGGCCGACAUUCUUCGGCUGUAAAUGCGAGUCUACUACGGCUAGUCAGACUUAUCCGCUGGUGAUAUACCUGCCCAAUCGACCUAUUGGCGCUGGCACGACGACUAAUUAUUCCACCUUUACGCUAUCAUACACACUCGCACAGCAAAGCUCCUUCUUCGACUAUGCUCAUACUAUUGCUUCGAGCGGAAUCCCGACGGCAGACGGCGGCUCCGACCCUGCAUGGGGUACAUGUCUGGCAUGCGCUGUGCUUGAUCGAGCCAGAAACCGUGCGGGACCUCUAUCCCUUGCCACCGUUGACAGUCUCGCGAAGGUACAUCGUUCCAGUCGCAAUCCUCAGCGCUGGAGGAAGACGCAGAUCAUCGUGGCUCCGACGAGCAUCGUGAUGGCAGUCAAGACGAAGUCGGCCGUGGCCAAGAAGCCAAGGAAGCAGCGAGAGAUCCUCUCCUGCGAUCAUUGUCGAGCAAAGGUGCUGUCGCCUCAGUGUGAUCGACUGAUGCCUUGCGGAGCUUGCAAGACACGAAAGGUCUUGUGCAGCAACGUGGGCAAGCGAGAAUCCAUCCUGGCAUCCCACCAUCAAGAACUGAUGGCGGAUACAAACGCAGCAUCUCACCGUUCUCGCCGCGCUCCGUCAUCUGUCAACCUGCAGACUCCGUUUUCCGAUGAUGACAUGACAGAUGCAGAUGGCGAAGCAGAAGCAGCGGAAAUCGACGACGACAGCACGAUCUUGGGCGAACCUGCUCUCGAGAAUAGGAGCGCCAGCAUAUCGUCAAGCUCCACGCUCAUCUCUCAAAACGAAGCACACAUGGGCGCCAGCUGGACGAAGCUUCCCCCUGCUUUCGCUCACCUGGAGCGUAUCGAGAUACCAGCGAUAAGGGAGCCUCCGCCUUCCCACCCCGUGCAGGAUGACUUCCUGCAGAGAGUCUAUGACAACAGUCAUGGACGAACCUUCAAGCUUGAGAUGCCCCUCGACAAGGUCAAACAACACAGUCAAUAUACUGCCAUGGCCAAUGCCUUCGAUAGCUACGGCGAGCAAUUCUAUUCGCCCUGCCAGACCGACAAUUUUCUUGCCGCUUCGGAUUUCUCAUCGCAGCAUGGAGAAGCUCUCGAGCUCGCUGGCUCCUCUGGCGCCUGA